Molecule: messenger RNA, 413 nt
Organism: Saccostrea cuccullata (small rock oyster)
Lineage: Eukaryota; Metazoa; Mollusca; Bivalvia; Ostreida; Ostreidae
Product: ficolin-1-like
Exons: 2
Source: RefSeq, a predicted model, not a curated record
GGAAUGACGCAAUCCACAUCUUAACAAAGGAUAAAAACCAAGAACUCCGAGUUGAUCUACAGAGUUAUAACGGAGAACAGGCCUAUGCUAUGUAUUCCACAUUUUACAUCAGAGAUGAAGACAAUAAAUAUAGACUGACAGUGUCUGGAUACAACGGAACAGCGGGUAACAGUUUAUGGUAUAACAAUGGAAUGAAAUUUACAACAAAAGAUCAGGACAAUGACCUGCGGGGUAAUGGAAACUGUGGUAUAUCAUGUCACGGGGGAUGGUGGUACCGCGGUUGUACCCAUGCCAAUCUUAACGGACUGUACGCCCAGCCUGGUGUAUAUAAUUGGCAUUACAUGAUAUGGUAUAAGUUUAAAGGAACUGGACCAUUAAAACAGACUUUAUUGAUGGUUAGAAGCAAAAACUAA